Astrephomene gubernaculifera is the source of this 2602-nucleotide messenger RNA. Lineage: Eukaryota; Viridiplantae; Chlorophyta; Chlorophyceae; Chlamydomonadales; Astrephomenaceae. The record is from the annotation of a GenBank genome assembly.
AGGGCGGCAGGAGCGGACUACCGCUGCUGAUGAUCCUGGGCAACAGCUUUCGGACGUAUCAGGAGAGGUGGGAGAUGCGCGGAGGCGGAGACGCGGGCGGCAGGGGUGGAGGAGCAGCAGGAGCUGGUGGCGGCCCGCAGGCUGGGGAGAGCGGCGGCAGCAAGCGCCCCGUGCGACCUAACCGAGUGAUUGCAUGCUGCGAGGAGGGUGAGGUUGGGUGACUGCUACAUACCUGCCUGCCAUUACUCAUGCUCCCUUUGCUUGCCGUACAUCCCAUGCUUGCCGUACAUCCCAUGCUUGCCGUACAUCCCAUGCUUGCCGUACAUCCCAUGCUUGCCGUACAUCCCAUGCUUGCCGUACAUCCCAUGCUUGCCGUACAUCCCAUGCUUGCCGUACAUCCCAUGCUUGCCGUACAUCCCAUGCUUGCCCUCGUCCAACGCCCAACCCUCUCGCCUUCUCAUACCGGUAUGUACAGCCAGACACAGCUUGUUGCUAGCAAACCGCGCCCCUCACGCAAGCUCCCUCUCAGGAUGUGAGACUUGAAUGUACGAUACCCCCCUUGCUACCGCACGCAGGUGCGGUGGUUGAGCUGCCCACACCCGACCUUCGCUUCCCCGCUCCCUCCGCUUUCAAUGACAUGGCUAUGCAUGUGUUCCCGCCCUCGGAGGGGUUGCGGAGGCUGAUGCGAGAGGGGAUGAUGUAAUAGAGGAAGAAGGUGGCGUUUUGCGGACGCUUAAUUGGCUGGAUGGAAGACGGGUGCUAGUGUUCUGCGCGAAGAUGGUCGGAGAGGUCCUGGGAAUGGAUGGAUGUGUCGGUGUCUGUGGAUGGUCUUGGCGCUGGAAGGCGUGUCUGCAUGCGCGGAUGAUUGUAAUAGGUGCCAUACUGAGCGUAGUUAAACACCACAGUUAUCUUCACACUUGUACACAUCGACUUCACGACUUGCAUGCCUGCAAGCAGGCCAGGCGCUUUAACGCACUGGUGAAUGUCUGCGCAUCUUAAGCCUGUGAGGACAAGCUCAGUGCUACAGCAUCUAGUAGCCGGCGCUCAAGGAAAGCAGGACACCUAUGCUGAAGAUGAUGACCAUCGGCUUGCUUAAGGAUGAAGUAAACUCGUACCUGCAUGAUUUCGCACUUGCCAGCGUGUUCAGUCGCCAGGCCACGGAGGACUGGACGAGCAACGCGUGUGACGAAGUUAUGACUACUUAACAGCUCACGCUACGACAACCUCAUUAUAGGACGCAUCGAGCCCGCGGACGGAACGAAGGGGCUCAGGUCUCAUAUGUUAACCUCCUUACGUUUGCGCUGGCACCGACAGAUUCGGGACGUGUACGCAGUAGUUACAUUAGGAGCUAACUACCGAACUUGCUCCGUCGCCAUGAAAUUACCGUCAGAAGUCUCGGAAGAGGCUUCUCCGCAGCAUCGGCAUGCGGCAGUUUUGGACCUGCGCAGCGAUACCGUCACCAAGCCGACCCCCAAAAUGUUACAAGCCAUGAUGACCGCAGAAGUGGGCGAUGACGUCUGGGGCGACGACCCAACGGUUAACGCACUGCAGGACUGUGCGGCGCAGAUGUUUGGAUUCGAGGCGGGGCUGUUCUGUCCCUCAGGCACCAUGACCAACCAGAUCGCGAUCAAGGCGAGUAUAGAUGGCAGCGAAAGGCUCGUGGGGACAGAGUACAAGUUGUCUCCGAGGAAGAACGCGAGAGGGAGAAGGGUUCACACGCAACCCGGCGACGAGCUGGUGUGUGCGGACAACUCCCACAUCUACCUGUUCGAGGGGGGAGGCAUCGCCUUCAACUCGGCCGUCCAGCCCAAGCUGCUUCCCAGCGACCGAGGACGCAUCAGCGCUGCGCAGAUCGCACAAGCCAUUAACGUGGAGGACUCGCACCACCCGCCCACCCGGCUGGUGUGUCUGGAGAACACCGCCAACAAGGGCGGGGGGUCGUACUACAGCUUGGAGCAGGUCAAGGAGAUCUCCGAUCUGUGCAAGGCCCGUGGGUUGCGGCUGCAUCUGGAUGGGGCGCGGGUUUUCAACGCCUGCAUUGCCGGGGGCUACUCGCCCUCCCAGCUGGGACCCCUGUUCGACUCGGUGUCGGUGUGCCUGUCCAAGGGGCUGGGCUGUCCGGUGGGGUCGCUGCUGCUGGGGAGCAGGGACUUCAUCCGCCGGGCACACAGGAUUCGUAAGAUCCUGGGUGGCGGCAUGCGGCAGGCGGGUUUCCUGGCGGGAGCGGGGCUGUACGCGCUGAGGAACAACGUGGAACGGCUGCAAGAGGAUCACGUACGAGCCCGGCGGUUAGGAUCCGUACUGCAGGAUCUGCCGUACGUGGGCAGCCUUGCACCCGUGGACACCAACAUCGUCAUCUUCACAGUGGCGCCUGGGUGGGAUGCCAAGGAGCUCCAGGAGCGGCUGCACCGGCACCACGGCGUGCGGAUCUCCUCCAUGGGACCCGGAGUGCUGCGGCUGGUGACUCACCUGCACGUGGACGAUGAAGCCGUGGAGGCGGUGUGUACGGCACUGAGGAAGGUUGCGGAGGAGGGACCCGUGGGUCACUCGGUGCAGGCCGGGGCAGCAGGGGCAGCCGUGCAGCAGGGGUAUGGCGGUGGUG